Molecule: messenger RNA, 934 nt
Organism: Suillus clintonianus
Lineage: Eukaryota; Fungi; Basidiomycota; Agaricomycetes; Boletales; Suillaceae
Exons: 3
Coding region: 19-627 (202 amino acids)
Source: RefSeq, a predicted model, not a curated record
GACGCCCUCGAGCAGUACAUGGCGUCUCCACAUACUCCUGCUGUUAGGGAAGCUGUGAGCGCUGCCGUCCUCACAUAUGAAGAAGCUGAAAGCACUGCCGUCCUCAAAUAUGAAGAAGCAAAGCGCACUACCUUCCAUGCAUAUGAUGAAGCUGAGAGUGCUGCCUUCCACGCUUAUGAAGAAGCUGAGAGCACUGCUGUCCACGCAUACGAAGAAGCUGAGAGCGCUGCUGUUCACGCAUAUGAAGAAGCCGUGAGCGCUGCCGUCCAUCAAUAUCAAGGAAACAGGUCUACUUGGAUAGCAAAGUUACCGUUUGAGCGCUUCCGGAGGAAGGAGAGGAGGGGAAAAGAAUCUUUUGAACGCUCUCAGGCCAAGAUGAAAGAAGAUUUCGAACGUUCUCAGGAGGAAGCGAAACAGGCCUUUGGGUGUUCUCGGGAGCAAGCGAAACAAGCUUUUGAAAGUUCUCAGGAGGAACUGAAACAAGCUUUUGAACGUUCCCAGGAGAGACUGAAGCAAGAGUUUGAACAACGUUCUCCGGAGAAAGUGAAACGUCUUGCGAAGGUGGAGUUACUCCGAAGAAUUGUUCAAAUCAUUCUACAGUAUCGCCUGUGUAUGUUUCAACUCUAGCAAGACCUUAAGGCAAUGCAACAUAGCGUCAAUGUUGUUUCGGUUCGAAGUGGAGUUGAGGGGUCUCGGCGGUGAAUGCGGGUUUUCUUGAAUGUGGUCUGUCGAGGUAGUUUCAGGAGGUGGAACUAUAUGAAAUAGAUGUAUGAUCGUGCAAUCUGGCGUUUUUUCUAGUGUGGGGUGUACGUCUUCGAAUGAUGUCGGUCACCCUCAGCCGAGACGGUGGCGAGACCGAUUGGGCUUGAUUGUCAGCUGUACCUCCCAAUUAUCGGCGGUCUGAUUGCAAGUGGAUUAAGGUCUUGUAUGUGUA